Boleophthalmus pectinirostris (great blue-spotted mudskipper) is the source of this 4029-nucleotide messenger RNA. Its product is annotated as proline-rich protein 15. The transcript is spliced from 2 exons. NCBI's taxonomy places the organism in Eukaryota, Metazoa, Chordata, Actinopteri, Gobiiformes, Gobiidae. The coding region runs from base 271 to 612 and encodes 113 amino acids. The record is from RefSeq and is a predicted model, not a curated record.
UUAUAAAUGUGUCAAACGCGGAGCUCGCACAGCGUCCCCGGGGCUCCGUGCGUGACACCGACAUACCGGAACACCAUGCAACCCGACACGACCACGGACACGUUCGAGUGCGCGCGUAACAUGGAUGCGCGUGUUUACUGAAGCCAAAAACACAACUCGGAUUACGCUCGGACCGGAGUCGGAGCAGAACUUCUUCUUCUUCUUCGUCGUCGUCUUUGUUGUUCUUCGUUACGAGUUCACGUCGCGUACGUCCAGGUAAAUCCAGAGAGGAUGACGGAGCGCGCCCCCUGGUGGAAGGCCUUCCUGCCCAAGAAGAAGAGCGGCUCGAAGGAGUCCCACGCCAUCGGCCCGGACUUCGACCCCUGGGCCCCGCGUCAGGACAAGCCCCGGGACCCCGCCCACCCCAAGGCCGACCCCGCCGACCGCCCCGCCGACCGCCCCGCCCUGGACAGCGACGAGCGCUACGACGACUCGCACAUGGAGUCCGUGUUCAACGAGAAGACCUGCCGCAGGAACAUGAACGUGAGCCGCUCGGGCAGGUUCAAGGAGAAGAGGAGGGUGAGGAAGAGUCUGCCCAUCCAGGACGGAGGCGCCAAAGAGGAGGUGCGGUGAUGGGACCGGAGUCCUCGCCGACCGCGCGCCCAGACAAGACUGUUUACUCUGUGUACAUGUGUGAAGAAGAACGGACCGAUGAAGUGCGCCCGCCCGCCCGCCGCCGCGUAGGGACCAAACCGGCUCCGACCGCGAGACCCGGACAAAUACUCGGACUUGAGAAGAUAUCCAUGGGUUUCAGAACGAGGGGGAGUUUUAGGACUGUUGCCGUCGCGAUUUAAAUGAAAUAUUAGAUCUUUUGAAAAGCGAAAAGUCCUGAAAAUGUCUCCCAGAACACGAAGCUGAAACCCAUGAAUAUUUACAAUGUUUAGUUUGUCUCUAGUUUUACGAAGCGAGUCAAAAAUCUGCAAAAUGAGCUGAAAAACUUUUGGACUUUGACAGGACCUCGAUCAAGAAGGAAGCGUGGCGACGGAACCAGCGACCGCACACGCCCAAGACUGUUUACAAUGAAGGAAGGGGCUGACCAAGCGCCCUCUGCUGGGAGUGGGGGGGGGGGGGGUGUAACACAAUCACAAUAUGAAGUCAGGUUGGACCCCGUCACAAAGAGUCAGUCAGGAGACAUUUAAAAAAUCAUCAUUCAGUGUUUAAAGGACACAUAUUAUGCAAAAUGUAGUUGGUUUACGCUUCAUUUACGCUGGUUUCAAACUUUCAGUAAUCCGCUUUAAAAAGUCUCUUGCUUCUGAACCUUAAAGAAUAUACGGUUUGAAUUUUCCUUGGAUUGUUGCGUCGUAGGUAAAACUAGUCUGACUGAUUGUUGUCGAUUGUUUAGAAUCCAGGCGAGGAAAUUCAAUUUGUCAACUGGACAAACGUUUAUUUUGGUCAAAAACAGGGUUUGGCGGUAAUACGGUGUUGCGUAUCCCACGGUAUCAAAAUGUAGCAACAGUAUCAGCUUCAUUACUGAAAUAAAAAAAAAUCUGCAGUGCGUAAGGACCUAAUAUAAUUUUGCAAUUUAUUGAUACCUAAAUUUGUUUUAUCAGCACAAAUGACUGUGGUUGUAUUUUUAGUUUAAUGCAUCACAAUUUAAAACUAAUAGUGUCUAUAAUGUUUCCUUUAACUGCGCGGGGAGACGAUGUUCGAUUAAUUUCGAUUAAUUUUCAAUCCGUUGUAACGUGACGCUCAUAAGAGAGACUAAGGCAAGUCCAGCCAUAAGAGAGUUGGUCCAAAAAAAAAAAAAAACUAAUUCUUUUGCAGUUUGGCAGCAUUUUAGCUUCAGGUGCACAUUUAUUUCUGUUUUUCAGAAAUGAAACUUAAAACCACAUGACUCAUUUGCAUAAAGUAUAAAGUGCCGAUUAAAAACAGCUCUUUUCGUGUGCGCUGAUGUGGUUCAGUUUCUGUCGGACUAAAGGACACGACUCAGUGGAAUAUGAGUGUUCUUUCUGUGACAGAGGAUGUGCUGCUGAUGGUGAGUCUGUUCUGUGCGUGUUUCGCCUUGGAGAUGGUUCAUGUUAAACUUUUCAGAGAUUUUACGUCUGCAGGUCAUAGGCAUAGACCAUAUAGUGGUGCGACUUCGUAGUUUACCAAAGUCGUACUAAAACAUUUUGGUAACGCAGUGAUACCGUAUGCCCCGCUAAAAUCCUGAGAAGGUUUAACGGAUCAAAAUUUGGAUACCGCCCAACAUUAGUCGAAAACGUAACCUAAACCUAACCUGAAUAGACAUUUGUCCAGUUGACAAAUUGGAUUUCUCCUUUGCCGUGGAUUCUGCCUGGACGACUGAGGGAUUCUUCUUCCCCACGUCUUUAGAAUCCAGAGAAACCGGCGGCCGAUAAGCUCCGCCGAUAUUUUUGGGCCGAUAUGCAGGGCCGAUUUUUAAUCAACGACAAACUCACCAACAGCUUUCUUUUUUUUUUUUGUCACAAAUCUUCAAAAGGGCUGCGUACUCACAUUUUGAGCCAUUAUCUAUUUGCAUUAUUGUUGCCAUAGCGAUUUGAAUGAAGUAUUCGAUCUUUUGAACGGUGAAAAGUGCCCAAACUGUGACCCAUAACAAUGUUUAGUAUGUCACAAGUUUUAGGACGCCAGACAAAAAUCUGCAAAAUGAGCUGAAAACCAAGAACUUCAUCAGGACCACGAAGAAUAUAUUUUUUUAUCUAUGUAUUUUUUUACUUAAGUACAGUAAUUAUCUGUAAAAAGUCCUUUUUUGGCCUCAAAGAAUUCACAGUUUGAAUUUUCCUUGGAUUGUUGCGUCAUAGGUAAAAACCCUAUCCAGUUUUUAAGUGCGUAAAUCAAAUUGCCAGCCUCGCUCUGAGCAUUUCUGUCGUCAAACUGCGCUCAUUAUAAUUGCGUGCCACAGUCAGGCAUGUCCGGGCAUGUUCGUCAUUAUCUAAGACGAUUGAAGGAGCAAGAAAUAACUGUAUUAAUAUAUACUAGUAUUUUUAUUUAUGUUUUUUUAAUGUUCGUCCUUAUGUUAAAAUAAAUCAUUGUAAUAAUAAUGUGAGAAUAUGAAGCUGGGGCCUGAAAAGUUUGCGAAUCCUUUUUUUACAACGCCAUUUAUUUAUUUCCAAAUCCAUGAAAUGCCAAAAGUAAAGGUGCUCAGAAAUGUUUAAAAGGCCAAUAACAACAAAACAAAUGCAUAAUAUGUGUCCUUUAAAGAAACUCCACGCUCUUGUCGUACUUUUAUAUUUUGUCCAAUCGCGCUCCCCAGAAACGACCAGCUCCACAAACUGUUUACACUGUGAUGAAGAAGAAGAAGAUGAAGAUGAAGACGGCUCUAAAACGUGCAGGAAGUGUCCGUGUGACGCGCUUUCAGAUCAGGGUGUAGAGUCAAAUUUAAAAUCCACAUUAUUUGUCCAAGAGCUGAAUAAAAAACGCAAAUAAAUGUAAUAAUUAUAAUAGACGUCAACGUAGAAAAGCACAACUACUCGACAGCACAACUGAAAUUAAUGUUUUUGCAGAAGGCCUAUUGAUACUUUGCAGCUGAUAUCGUCAAUAUUCUCUGGGGGUGUGGCGCUAACUGAAGGCACUGCCCUGUCAGAAGCUUUGUUAGACUUUAAUCUGAGCUUUACACUGAACAAAAACAAUAUCUAGGUCAAUUAAAAUGACUUAAAUUAAGACUUUAUUUGAGUCGAUUCAACUUGACAAGUCAAAUGAUCUACAACUGGAAUAAGAGUGUUUUUCGUAAUUCAAGCAACGUUCGAUUUUGUUUCUUAUUUUAAGUGCAAAAAGUUGAGUUUUAAGUGUAGACAGAUGUGUUUUUAUGUUUGAAGUACAAAAAGUCUUGUUCCGUCGGCGGAUCUUUUUACUUGUCAAGUGAAAUUUACUCAAAUCAUGAUCAAACUUUCUUACUUCAAUUCGUCUUAACUUGACAAUCUGAGCAGAAAGAGUUGACUUAAUUGAAACUACAGCAGGUGAGCUGAUUUGUGCUCUUAAACACAUUUCUUAAAACACGCGGGACUCUAGUUCGAGCCCCCCAUGUCAUCCAAG